AUGGCCAACAAAGUCUUUCUUGCGGCUGUCGCCGCCGACGUUCUCUUUCUCGCCUCGGGCAUCCUCGAGCUGGUCUUCUCGCUGGUCGUCAGAAGCCAAAUGAACGAUGCUCCCCAGGAUGGCGAACAGGCCACAAGGAAUCUACUUCACCAGCGAUUCCCUCUCACCGCUGGUAUUGUCAAUGCCGCCUUUAUCCUCGCCACGUUUGCCGUCACCCUGCCAGGACUCGUCAUGCCCGCCCGAAGCAUUCUCAAGAUUUCCGGAUACAUGGUGACUUUCUGUGCCAUCUUCACCAUGUGUGUGGGCGUCUUUCUCUGGGUCAUGACAUUGAGGAUUCGGGAGCAAUUCUUCGACAUCUACAUUGCGCAAGAACCCGAGAUCCAGAGCUUGAUCCAGGUUUCUUUUGAGUGCUGCGGAUACUCCAACAGUACCACACCCGCCUUUGUCAUGGACACUACGUGCACCAGCCCUGCGAGCGCAGCUCUUCUACGAGGCUGCGCGACAGCCAUCUCCAGCUUCUCAAACCUUCACAUCGACAGCAUCUUUACCGUUGUCUUUGGACUUGUUGGUGUUGACGCCAUCUUUAUCCUCUGCAUCGCCUGCCUUCUCAAGGACCGCAAGGAGCGCGAGCGCUACCGACACAUUGACGAGAAGUCCGGCUACCGACAGAUUUAG
Fusarium keratoplasticum is the source of this 675-nucleotide messenger RNA. RefSeq lists its product as uncharacterized. NCBI's taxonomy places the organism in Eukaryota, Fungi, Ascomycota, Sordariomycetes, Hypocreales, Nectriaceae. The transcript is spliced from 3 exons. The coding region runs from base 1 to 675 and encodes 224 amino acids. The record is from RefSeq and is a predicted model, not a curated record. Gene Ontology annotation, cellular component: membrane.